GUGCCGUAGACAGAAGUUCGCUCGGUCAAAAGCUCGGUUGUGCUCUGCGUACGGCUCACUUACAUACUGUUGAACAUUUUCGAUUCAGCAUUACGCUAGUUGAUAGUGGUGUGUGUUGAUAACGAUAUGUCUACAAAACCUGAUUAUCAGCGAGCAUACGGAGUCGACAGUUACGGCGAUGAACAGAACGAAUACAGCCCCGCCUCCCAACAAGACACUGGGCCGGGCCAAUCACCCCACUCGCGCGUCGCCACGCCCGACGGCGAACUGAUUACGUACACGCGGCAAAUUGAUGACGAGGAGAACUGCUAUUCAUCCGGUCUGAUACGCACGGAGGGCUACAUGCACAACUUUAUGCCCGACGAGGUAAUGCCGAAGUUUUGUGUGCAGAUUGGCGAGACGACGGAACUGCUGCAGCUCGGUCCCGCCCCCGCCAUUUCGAACAUAUCGCCCCACGGGAGCGGCACCCCCAGUCCGGAGUCGCCGCGUAGCAGGGGCGCCGCUUACGAAUCGCUGCACGCCAUCCAGGACGAGGGACACAUGGAGGCUGCGCAGCUGACGCAGCUGACCAGUCACAGUUAUUCGCUCGAUGUGGAAUCGCCGCCCAGCGCUCUGUACGCGUCGAGGGCGCCGAACGCCUAUCCAGGAAACAUGCCCUAUUACAGCGCGACCGAAUCGCCGGAACUGCCCCAAACCUCCCCCGAACUGUGGACCAAUUCAGGGGUCAACACUAGCACCGGAAUCUCCCUAUCGGAGGACUACUCGAAGGUGUCGUCGUCUUUGGCGACGGCGCUGCCCAGUUUCCACAGGCCCAUCUCCACCUACCAGACCAACAGUGCACACAGGGUGACGACCCAAUAUCCCAACAUCAGCAACAACGGAACGUACGAGUGGCCCCAGUCGUAUUUGGACCAGAGCUCCUUGCCCUACACCACAUCACCGACCAACGCCAGGAACCGUCUUCCUGCCUCAUCCUCCCUCGCAGCAAUUGAUCCACGGACGGCGGAAUAUUUCACCGAAGGUAGGGAGUGUGUGAACUGUGGAGCCAUAGACACCCCGUUGUGGAGGAGGGACGGCACGGGGCAUUAUUUGUGCAACGCAUGCGGCCUCUAUCACAAGAUGAACGGCAUGAAUCGACCUUUGGUCAAGCAGCCUCGCAGAUUGUCUGCGUCUAGAAGGGUGGGAUUGACGUGCACGAACUGCCACACAAGCACCACAUCACUAUGGAGAAGAAACACCCUUGGGGAGCCGGUUUGUAACGCGUGCGGCUUGUACUACAAACUCCACUCCGUUAACAGGCCUUUGUCCAUGAAGAAGGACAGCAUACAGACAAGGAAAAGGAAACCAAAGGGAAGCAAAGAAAGCAGCAGCUCCAACGGCACCCCAGUAGCAAGGCAAAGCAUGUCCGCCAUGACUGGUAUUAAGCUGGAGACGUAUCCUUCGAUGAAUAGUAUUAAGAUGGAGGAUGGAGUGAAGCUGGAACACGCCCAAUUAGAUACUUAUGAGAAGUCUAGGACUUUGCCGUCCUUGAACCACAUAUCUCAGGCGUCACCAAACUACUACAUGAACCCCAAUCAAUCUCAGAUUCUAUCGUCGUAUCCACAACAACAGACCCAGAUUAAUAACAGCUACUUUGACAUCGUCCAGCAAAGUCCACCGUCACCAUCACCAUCGACUGGUUCAGACAAUUCCAGUUCGACUUUGAUCAUCAACAACAAUAACAACACUAAAGUUAUCAUGAACGGAUCUGAACACCUAGAAAGACCCACAGUUGUCUCGAUGUCUUCGUAAAACGCAUUAAAUAAGAGUUGAAUGAUGCAAUUGUUAUUCUCAUAUUGUUGAAAGCCAACUUCAUUCGGUUGGUGUAAAUGUACAAACGACGAUUCGCAUCAUCAAACGUUAUUAGUUUUUGUACAAUUAUGGUAGUAAACUAUAAUUAAGAUUAUAAAUGAUUUGUUUAUUAGAAAAAUUGACAGUUAGUAUAAUGCAAUAACUUUUUUAGGGUUGUUAGUGUUGUUGAUAAUUUGAUAUUUUUGUAUGACAAGAAAAUUUUAAUAUUGCUGUGAUAUAAAACUCGAGACAAUAUUUUUAAAUCUCAUACAUGUCACAUUUUAGGAUAAUCUCUUUAGGAAAAAAAAACGUUGUUACGUGUUGAAAACUCACAAGAAUAAAUACUCUCUGUCUGAAUUUCAUUAGAAAAAUCUCAAUGCAUGACCAAAGACAACCUUAAAUUGAUAUAUUUAUAUAUUUAAAAUGUUAAUUAUAACGUUUAAUUGUAAAUAGACAAUUAGGUAUAAUUUCACAAAUUAGCUGUUUCUGCACAUUUUUCAGAUUCACUGGUCUGACAAUGAGUGUAAUUUCUAAUCAUGUUACUUUUCUUAUAAUUUGUUUGUAUAAUUUUUUAUAGAAGCAUUUUGUAAAUUGUUUUAUGUAUAUAAAUAUAAAUUUAAUUAAAUUAGCUAUAAUCACGAUUAUGACUGAUUUUUGAUUGGAUCUUAAAGAUCUGAUAUUUUAUUGUAAAUAUAUAUAAGUCUAUAGUUAUAUUUUGUUAAUUAUAUAUUUUAUCACUAUCUUAAUUUUUUUUUAAAUACCAUACACGUUAUUUUAUGCUUUGUAAAAAUAAAAAUAUAGUGUAUUUAUGUUACAUUCACAUGUUAAUGUUAAAUUUAGAAUUAAGGAUAUUUGUUAUAUUCAUAUUUUUCAUAGUC
This is a messenger RNA of Aethina tumida (small hive beetle), 2708 nucleotides long. RefSeq names its product transcription factor GATA-4. The record is from RefSeq and is a predicted model, not a curated record. Gene Ontology annotation, biological process: cell fate commitment; positive regulation of transcription by RNA polymerase II; negative regulation of transcription by RNA polymerase II. Bases 127 to 1791 code for a protein of 554 amino acids. NCBI's taxonomy places the organism in Eukaryota, Metazoa, Arthropoda, Insecta, Coleoptera, Nitidulidae. Gene Ontology annotation, molecular function: DNA-binding transcription factor activity, RNA polymerase II-specific; zinc ion binding; RNA polymerase II cis-regulatory region sequence-specific DNA binding. The transcript is spliced from 9 exons.